Molecule: messenger RNA, 945 nt
Organism: Sorex araneus (European shrew)
Lineage: Eukaryota; Metazoa; Chordata; Mammalia; Eulipotyphla; Soricidae
Product: olfactory receptor 7A10-like
Exons: 1
Coding region: 1-945 (314 amino acids)
Biological process (GO): G protein-coupled receptor signaling pathway
Cellular component (GO): membrane
Molecular function (GO): olfactory receptor activity; G protein-coupled receptor activity
Source: RefSeq, a predicted model, not a curated record
AUGGAACAAGAAAAUUGUUCACAAACUUCAGAAUUUCUUCUCCUGGGAUUUUCAGAGGAACCAGAAUUGCAACCCCUCAUAUUUGUGAUUUUUCUCUCCAUGUACCUGAUCACUGUGUUUGGGAACCUUUUCAUCAUUUUGGCUGUCAUCUCAGACUCUCACCUCCACACGCCCAUGUACUUCUUCCUCUCCAACCUGUCCUUUGUGGACAUCUGUUACACAUCCACCACGGUCCCCAAGAUGCUGGCGAACAUCCAGGCGCACAGCAAAGUCAUUACGUAUGAAGGUUGCAUCACCCAGAUAUAUUUUUUCAUAGUCUUUGUUACAGUAGACAUCAUUCUCCUGACGGUGAUGGCCUAUGACCGCUUUGUGGCCAUCUGCCACCCCCUCCACUACACGGUCAUCAUGAACCCCCAGGUUUGUGGGCUGUUGGCUGUUGGAUCCUGGGUCACGAGCACCCUGCAUUCGUUAAUGCAUUCUUUAUUGUCUCUGCAAAUGUCCUUCUGUACAAACUUGGAAAUUCCCAACUUCUUUUGUGAACUCAAGCAAGUGGUGCAGUUGGCCUGCUCUGACACUUUAUUUAAUGAUGUAGGGAUGUACUCUGCUGCUGUCGUGGUGGGCGUUGGCUCCCUGGCUGGGAUCCUUUACUCUUACUCUAAGAUAGUCUCCUCCAUACGUAGAAUCUCAUCAGUUCAGGGGAAGUAUAAAGCCUUUUCCACCUGUGCAUCUCAUCUCUUCGUCGUCUCCUUAUUUUAUUGCACGAGUCUGGGAGUGUACUUCAACUCCGCUAUUUCCCACAGCUCACAGUCAAGCGCCAUCGCCUCGGUGAUGUACACGGUGGUCACACCCAUGCUGAACCCCUUCAUCUACAGUCUGAGAAACAAGGACAUAAAGGGGGCUCUGAAAGCAUUCUUUGUGAAGGGACCCCCAGGGCAAUUGUCCUAG